AUGCACAUUUCUAACUCUGCUGCAUGUGUUGAGUUGACAACGAACAAAGGCCCAUUACGCCUAUCCUCCGUCUACCUCCGUCCCUCUAUUGUGGAUUUUUCGGCCACAACCCUGACCAUCCUUGAGGCACUCUCUGCUCCCUUUUCGAUAAUCGGUGCUGAUGCCAAUGCAAGAUCUCGGAUGUGGGACAGCCCUUUCAAUGAUAAGCGUGGGUCUGAUCUGGAGUCUCUGCUGACCUGCUCUAACCUAAGAGUUGUCAAUCAACCUCACUCUGAGCUUGAUUUUGUUCCUGCCGGGACAUCAUUUGUCGAUCUUACCCUCGCAGGUGAUAAAGUCUGUAUUCACAGCUGGCUCUUCCUGGACACUCCUUCUCUCUCAGACCACCCUUAUAUCUUUUUUGAGAUCAACCAUGGAGAUUUUGCUAAAACUAAAAGGAAGCAUUUACGUCCGUCAGUUCCUAAAUUACCUUUCAUCCACCGCGAGCUAUUUUCUCUCGAACUAACGAAAGCACUACAUAGUUAA
Messenger RNA from Daphnia magna, 522 nucleotides. RefSeq lists its product as uncharacterized. Lineage: Eukaryota; Metazoa; Arthropoda; Branchiopoda; Diplostraca; Daphniidae. The coding region runs from base 1 to 522 and encodes 173 amino acids. The transcript is spliced from 2 exons. The record is from RefSeq and is a predicted model, not a curated record. Gene Ontology annotation, molecular function: catalytic activity.